UAUGAUUGUUGGGCAGCUUUUCUGAUGGCAUGAAGUGAAGCCAUGCUGUGAUGAUGCCAUAAGUACAUACUGUCACCAAAGACGACCUCAAGCAGCGUGACUGUGUAUACUUACUAGUAUUCCCACGUCUUCACGCGGAAGGUUCUGUGCCCUCCACGUGGACCUACCAUACGAUGCGCCCUUGUCCUGCACCUGCGCUGGCAGCAGUUGGGCGUGCUCGGAGGGCGGUGCCUUCGGAUGGGCGAUUACCACCCUCCAGGACGGUGUCCACGGUUCCACGAAUGCGUAUCAUCAGCCACCGAAACGGUGAAGUGCGUGGUGAAGUGGAUGGCCAGUGCAUCGCGGCCGUCACGCAGGGCGACAACUUCCAAGGACCGAGGACAAGUGGAGUCGUGUAAGCACGUGCGUGUUAGCGUUGCAGGACCGCGGUGGUGGGCAGUAAGGACGACGGCCGGGGCCGGAGAAAUUGUUCUGAUACUUGGUCUCAUUUGAAGAUGCCCCAUACUGGCCAAGCAGGAGUAAAUCAACUUGGAGGUGUUUUCGUAAACGGCCGUCCCCUUCCAGACUGCGUGAGGAGAAGGAUUGUUGAGCUGGCCCUGCUUGGAGUUCGACCUUGUGACAUAUCCAGACAGCUGCUAGUUUCGCACGGCUGCGUCUCUAAAAUCCUCACAAGAUUCUAUGAGACUGGCUCGAUCAAGCCAGGUUCAAUCGGUGGAUCGAAGACAAAGCAAGUGGCAACUCCGACAGUAGUAAAGAAAAUCCUCCGCUUUAAACAAGAAAAUCCAGGGAUGUUCGCUUGGGAGAUACGAGAGCAGUUGAUAUCCCAGAGGAUAUGUGAACCACAUAAUAUUCCGUCAGUUAGUUCAGUUAACAGGAUACUCAGGAACAGCGGAGUAUGGCCGGAUCCACAGGAAGUGAUGCAGCACGCGCGAACAGGACAUAUCCCAGAAGCUUUGAUGAGUGGUGCCGACCCAAGCAUUUACCCCAUGAAGACUUCACCACCGCCAAGCAUGAACCGUUCCCCCACAGACUUCAGCCGAAGCCUUUCCUACUUCACACCGUCAUUUCACCAUCCAGCCUCCCCUUCAGAGACCUCCUACCUGCCUGACAACAGGCUACUGACCCUCCAUCAGCUGCAUAUAGCCACCAGUUCACACCAAAAUGAUGCGGGGGCACCUCAAGCUUGGCCCACUUUGAUCGCUCCUUAUCAGACAAACAGGGUAGACGUAAAACGAACUGAAGAUGUGAACAGUCCUGGAAAGAGGCAGAUCGGUGAAGAAUGUAGUCAGGAUGGACGCACAUUAAAGGAAACCAAAAAGAGAAAUCCAUACUCGAUCGAGGAGCUGCUGAAAAAGCCAGCAAAGAAGACGAAACCGUUAGAGUAUUCUGGGGUGCAACAGCCUUAUGGAGGAUUGCUAAUAACAACAGAUCAUUUUAACAGAAGUGAUGCGACGCGCAGCAACAGCAGCAGUGGCAGCGACAGUGAACAAGAAAAAGAAGUUAAUGUUGACGUGGACUAAAAAAGGGCAUUGUAGUGUAGACUGAUAUUAAGAAGGUUAUUUCGAUCGUGAAAAUGUGGCAUCAAUUAUAAGGUGCAUUUUAGCUUACUAUUUCAAUAUGUCCACCACGUUCAAUCUGUGAUUUUGUUGACAUGUUUCUGGUUGUCUAACAAAUUCAGAUUCGGAAGCUGGAUGCGAAAUUUUGAUUUGGAUCAAGAACUCAUAUUCGAAAUUAGGUAUCGGAAUCUAAAUAGCUAUUCGAAAUUCCGGUUUAAAAUACAAAUUUUGAAUUCGGGUAACUUUCAUUUUAUUCUAUGCAAUUAAAAUUACCAGCAAUGUAAAUAAUUG
This is a messenger RNA of Acanthoscelides obtectus, 1847 nucleotides long. The record is from the annotation of a GenBank genome assembly. NCBI's taxonomy places the organism in Eukaryota, Metazoa, Arthropoda, Insecta, Coleoptera, Chrysomelidae.